Molecule: messenger RNA, 5853 nt
Organism: Closterium sp. NIES-65
Lineage: Eukaryota; Viridiplantae; Streptophyta; Zygnematophyceae; Desmidiales; Closteriaceae
Source: the annotation of a GenBank genome assembly
AUGGGCUGGGAUGAAGAUUGUUGGCGUAGUGACAAGCCAGAGUUUCGGGAAGAGGAUGAUUACGAGGAAGGUAUGAGAGAUGAGGGACGGGGAGGAAGGAGGUCCGUUCGAGUAGGAUCGGAUGGAAAAGGCAGGUUGAGGUUUAAGGAGAAUGGUCAUAAGCGGGGCACAUUCCCUGAUGAUGGCCCAGACCAGCAAUAUGGUGAUGAUUAUUUGGAGAGGCAAGGGCGUGAGCCUGUUGAGGAUCAUAAAAGAUACGGGGGAAGACAUGAAACAGAAGAGAGGCGCGCUGGACAGGAGAAGGAACAGAGAUUGGAUGGGACAGGCGAAUAUGAAGUUGGUAUUGGAGAUGGUCCGGUGCAGGGAAAUGGGCACAGGGAGAUACAAAGGGGAAAAGAGCAUCAGAAGAGGCCCAGGCAGGAUGAUGGAGAGGGGGUGGGAAUGGGCAGCUGGAGUGAUGCAGAUGAGGAGCAGAAGGGCAUUGAUGACUCUGACCUUCUUACCUUCCUUAAGACUAAGGCCAAGAGAGGUAGAGGGGCCAUUGGCUCUCGUGCCGAUGCAUGGGGAUCGGAGCCGCCUUCACAACUUGCAGGCAUGCAGGGAGACGCAAAGGAGGGGAGUGGAGCAGUGGGCAUGCUGCUGGCGCGAGUGAGGGAGGAGUGGGAGGACAGCGUGAUCUUUAAAUAUUAUCUUUGCGAAAAGCUAGCAGCCAUGCCGAACGUCGACUGUAGAAUGUACGAGGCGAAGUUUCCGGAGGUAGAGCAGGUGGUGAUGGUUCAAGUUAAGAACAUCGCCGAUAUGGGCGCGUAUGUUUCGCUUCUUGAGUACAACAAUAUCGAGGGUAUGAUUCUCCUAUCGGAGCUAUCCCGUCGUCGCAUUCGUUCUAUAUCGAGUCUGAUCAAGGUCGGCCGGCAAGAGCCCGUUAUGGUGGUCCGCGUGGACAAGCAGAAGGGUUAUAUCGAUCUAUCGAAGCGGCGUGUAUCGGAGGAGGAGGUGGCGGCGUGCGAGGAGAAGUACAAUAAGUCCAAGAUGGUUCACAGCAUCAUGCGCCACGUGGCAGAGACGUCCGGCGUCGAUGUCGAGGUGGGAACGAUCGCACGAGACCUCCGCUGUUUCUUCCAAAUUCUUGGCGCCCCUUUGAACACCUUUCCCCCUCUCCCGUCCCCCUCUCUCGUCCCCCUCUCCCCUCUCCUAUUCCUCUCUUCCCCACCCCCCACCCUCUCUUCCCCUCUGCCUCCUCCCGUCGUGGCCGUGCAGGAGCUAUACACGAACGUGACGUGGCCGCUGUACCGCAAAUACGGACACGCGUUCGAGGCGUUCAAGCUGGUGGUGACGGAUCCAGACGCGGUGCUGGGGGGGCUCACCAAGGAGAUCACUGAGACAGGCGAAGACGGCAAGGAGGUGAAGAGGGAGGUGCCGGCAAUGCCAGAGGACGUGAAGGCGAACCUGAUUGCCAACAUCCGGCGCAGAAUGACCCCACAGCCCCUCAAGAUCCGAGCAGACAUCGAGCUCAAGUGCUUCCACUACGAUGGCGUGCUGCACAUCAAGGAUGCCAUGCGCCGCGCGGAGCAGGAGAGCGAGGAGGACUGUGCGGUGCGCAUUGUGCUUGUGGCACCGCCGCUCUACGUCCUCACCACCUUCACACUCGCCAAGGACAAGGGCAUAGCGGUGUUGGAGCGGGCCAUCAGAGCAGCGAGUGAAGAGAUCGACAAGCACAAGGGCAAGCUCACAGUCAAGGAGGCGCCGCGAGCGGUGAGUGACCGUGAUGACCGGUUGCUGGCAGAGCACAUGCAGAAGCUCACAGACGCCAACGCUGAGGUGGAUGGUGACGUGGACAGCGAGGAUGAGGACGAGGGCAUGGGCUCUGUUGACAUUGACAACGCCGAGGUCCUGCGGGAGAACAAGCGCAUGCUGGACCGGUCAAUUCGGGAGCUGGACCGCGAGCGAGCGCAGCUGCAGCAGCAGGAGAAGAAGCUCGUUGCUGACAUCAAGAAGUCGGCGAAGCAAGGGCAGAUGACCCAUACCCAUACCCCCUCCUCCUCCCCGCGCAUGCCCUCUUGUGAAACAGGGUGCGGUGGUGCGGUGCGGGUGAUGGCCAAGGAUCUGAUCCGCACGCGGCAUCAGAUCACCAAGUUCUACGGGCUCAAGUCCCAGCUGCAGGGCGUGUCCCUGCGGAUACAGACCCUCAAGUCCACCCAGGCUAUGGCAGACGCUAUGAAGGGCGUGACCAAGGCCAUGCGAUCCAUGAACAAGCAGCUCAACCUGCCAGCCAUGCAGAAGGUGAUGCGGGAGUUUGAGAUGGCGAAUGAGCGCAUGGAGAUGACUUCAGAGAUGAUGGGCGACGCCAUAGACGAUGCGAUGGAGGGCGACGAGGAGGAGGAGGAGACGGAGGAGCUGAUCAAUGAAGUGCUGGAUGAGAUCGGCAUCGACAUCAACCAACAGCUUCAUUGCUGUACGGGCACUCCCCGAGACCGAUCACUCACACUCCUCCCCGUCGCCCACGCGCACUCCGUUCCCGCUGCCCACGCGCACUCCGUUCCCGCUGCCCACGCGGACUUCCUUCCGUUGCCCACGCUCAAGACCUGCCCGUCGCCCACGCUCACUCCCUUCCCAUCGCCUUCGCGCAAUCGUGUCGUCGCCCUCUCUCAAUCCCUUCCGUCGCCCGCGCGGACUCCCUUCCCGUCGCCCACGCUCACUCCCUUUCCACCGCGCAAUCCGUCCGUCGCACACGCACACCCCCGCUCGUCGCACAUGGCCAAUUCCCUCUCGUCGCACGCUGCCGCCCGCGCCGCGCACUCCCUUUCGGUCUCCUUCCGCCGCCCACGCUCACUCCCUCCCGCCGCGACGGGCCCCUCUGUCGCCCAUGCUCACUCCCUCUCGUCGCCCACGCUCACUCCUCCCCGUUGUGCACGCUCUCUCCCCAUCCGUCGCCCACGCUCACUGCUCGUACGUCGCACACUCUCACUCCCUUCCGUCGCCCACGCUUACCCCCCUCCAGUCGCCUUCGCUCACUCUCUUCCGUCCCCUUUCUCCCUUCUCAUAGCCACCCUUAGUCCCUUGUCAUCUCCACCCUUACUCCCUUGUCAUCUCCACCCUUACUCCCUUGUCAUCUCCACCCUUACUCCCUUGUCAUCUCCACCCUUACUCCCUUGUCAUCUCCACCCUUACUCCCUUGUCAUCUCCACCCUUUCUCCCUUGUCAUCUCCACCCUUUCUCCCUUGUCAUCUCCACCCUUACUCCCUUGUCAUCUCCACCCUUUCUCCCUUGUCAUCUCCACCCUUUCUCCCUUGUCAUCUCCACCCUUUCUCCCUUGUCAUCUCCACCCUUACUCCCUUGUCAUCUCCACCCUUUCUCCCUUGUCAUCUCCACCCUUUCUCCCUUGUCAUCUCCACCCUUUCUCCCUUGUCAUCUCCACCCUUACUCCCUUGUCAUCUCCACCCUUUCUCCCUUGUCAUCUCCACCCUUUCUCCCUUGUCAUCUCCACCCUUACUCCCUUGUCAUCUCCACCCUUACUCCCUUGUCAUCUCCACCCUUACUCCCUUGUCAUCUCCACCCUUACUCCCUUGUCAUCUCCACCCUUACUCCCUUGUCAUCUCCACCCUUACUCCCUUGUCAUCUCCACCCUUACUCCCUUGUCAUCUCCACCCUUACUCCCUUGUCAUCUCCACCCUUACUCCCUUGUCAUCUCCACCCUUACUCCCUUGUCAUCUCCACCCUUACUCCCUUGUCAUCUCCACCCUUACUCCCUUGUCAUCUCCACCCUUUCUCCCUUGUCAUCUCCACCCUUUCUCCCUUGUCAUCUCCACCCUUACUCCCUUGUCAUCUCCACCCUUACUCCCUUGUCAUCUCCACCCUUACUCCCUUGUCAUCUCCACCCUUACUCCCUUGUCAUCUCCACCCUUACUCCCUUGUCAUCUCCACCCUUACUCCCUUGUCAUCUCCACCCUUUCUCCCUUGUCAUCUCCACCCUUUCUCCCUUGUCAUCUCCACCCUUUCUCCCUUCUCAUCUCCACCCUUUCUCCCCUCAGGCUAGAGUUAGAGUCAGCGCAUUCAGCGUACAAAUGGCAGCGGUUUAUUUCCAUGUGCAGCACCAUCCCUCACCUCACCAUCCCUCACCUCGCCAUGCCUCACCUCGCCAUCCCUCACCUCGCCAUGCCUCACCUCGCCAUCCCUCACCUCGCCAUGCCUCACCUCGCCAUGCCUCACCUCGCCAUGCCUCACCUCGCCAUGCCUCACCUCGCCAUGCCUCAACUCACCAUCCCUCACAUCCCCAUCCCUCACAUCCCCAUCCUUCAUCUCACCAUCCCUCACCUCCCCAUCCCGCAUCUCCCCAUCCCUCACCCCAUCUCCGUCUCACCUCCCCAUCUCCGCCGCACCCUGUUGUGUGGCAUCGUCACACGUCGCCAUUUCUCACCUCUUCCUACUUCCCAUCCCCCUCUACCGCCCUUCCUAUAUCUCUCUCUCAAUCCUUUUUCUCGCCCUGCCAUCCUACUUCCCAUCCCCCUUUCCCCGUUUCCCCCAUCCUUCGUUUCCCUAUCCCGUCAUUCCCUCUCCCUCCACUCCCCAUCCUUCCAUUCCCCAUGCCUACUUUCACCAUUCCACCAUACCCCAUCCUGCGACCUUCCCGUCAUCUCCACCUCAUCCCCUCCCCUCCCUGCUUCUUCCCAUCUUCCACCUCGCCAAAAGUUCCUUCCCUGCACUACCAUGCGCAAUACCUCUUUCCCUUACGCUGUUACUCCAGAUAUUUUCAUACCUCCUUUGCACGCUCCCAAACCCAUCCCUCCUCACCACUUCCCUCCUCUUCCCAUCCAUCCUCUCCUCAUCCCUCCCCAUCCGUCCUUUCCCCAUCAGAUUCUCUCCCCCUCCCCUCCAGGUGUUUCCCACACCGCCCUCGGCCCAGCGGCACCUCCUCAUCCCUUGUGCUUUUCUUCACCAGGAGCUGCUUGGGGUGCUGUGGACGGAUGGCGGUGGGCAGAGUCACGCAGCAGAGACUGGACGUGGUGCUGCUUGUCCACCCUUCCCCCCGUCCUCCCAACCUCUCUUCCUCCCUUCAUCACUUCAUCCCUUCAUCACUUCCUCCCUUCCGCCUCACCCCAUUCCGCCUCACCCCAUUCCGCCUCACCCCAUUCCGCCCCACCCAAUUCUACCUCACUCCGUUCCGCCCCACCCAAUUCUACCUCACCCCAUUCCCCCUGCCAUCCUACUUCCCAUCCCCUUUUCCUCCUUUCCCCAUCCCUCCUUUCCCCAUCCCAUCAUUCCCUCUGCCUCCGUUCGCCAUCCUUCCAUUCCCCAUGCCUACUUUCACCAUUCCACCAUACAGUCAUACCCCAUCUCGCAACCUCCCCGUCACCUCCACCCCGUCCCCUCCCCUCCCUGCUUCUUCCCAUCUUCCGCCUCGCUAGAACGUUCGUUCUUCACCACCUCCUAUACCCAUCCCCUACCAAUCCCCUCCUCUCCCCAUCCAUCCUUUCCCCUUCGAUCCUCUCCCUAUCCCUUCUCUUGCCAUCCAUCCUCUUCGAAACCCAUUAUUUUCUCAUUCCCUCCUCUCCCCGCCCCUUCCUCCACGUCUCCCAUCUGCCGUACCUCAACCCCCUCUGUUCCUCCCAUCCUCCAUCCUCAUUUCCUCCCUGCCACCUUUUCUCCUCCCCACCUUCCUCCCCUCCCUUCUGCUUCUCUCCCCCACGUCCUCCCUACCUCCCUUCCUCCCAUCAUCCCUUUCCCCCUUCAACCCUUCAUUCCUCACUUCCUCAUUUGUGUCAUUCUUUUGCAUGCGUUCUUCCUUUCUACUACAGUUCCGUCACAUCUGACUUCCUGGUGUGUGUUUGUACAGGGGUGCUCUGCAUCAGGUUGUGA